This is a messenger RNA of Populus euphratica (Euphrates poplar), 1102 nucleotides long. Its product is annotated as glycine-rich protein. The record is from RefSeq and is a predicted model, not a curated record. The transcript has 2 exons. The coding region runs from base 217 to 786 and encodes 189 amino acids. Lineage: Eukaryota; Viridiplantae; Streptophyta; Magnoliopsida; Malpighiales; Salicaceae.
UGUGGAUUCCGUUUUGACCCAAAACCCGCCAAGCCAACACUCAACAGCAGUCAACACGUCACGCAAUCCACGCAUUAAUUCUGUUGGUUUCAAUUUCAACAUUCCAUUUUCCUUCUCAUUUUCCCGGAAAAUCAAAUUCCAAACAUUAACCAACCAAAUUCGAAAUUCUUAAUUCUUUCGAUCUUCAAUAAUAAAAACAAUAAUAUAGGAAUCCCGAUGGACGUCUAUCUAAUCGCCGAUACAUUGACAAUAGCUACACAACAAACCCUAGGGUCUGCAAACUCGCUUCUUCUCCAUCGCCAAAAUUGCAUCAGCCUCGCAGAUCAAUCCUCCCAAAUCUGCGCCGUCGUCGUUGAUGCCUUGGCUCCGCCGCCUGUCAAGUCCAAAACCUCACGCCGCACUCUCCUCCGAAAGCGGCGGAGGACCAGGCGGAGAUCGCAAACUGACGGAGACUCCGGUGGUUUCGGAGAGGAGUAUGGGUUUUUUUGCGGUGGUGAUGGUCUUCUUGGUGGCGGCGGGGGCGGGGGCGGGGGCGGUUUUGGUGGUGGGGGGAGGGGGUGGAAUUUUGAUAAAUUCGGAGGGCACGAUUGGGAUGAACCUUCUUGGUGGUUUUCUUCGCGGUCUUCGGGUUUCGCUUAUGGGUUUGUUUAUGAGGUGAUAUAUUGGAUUGCGCUGUCGAAUUGCGUGCAUUUUGCCUUUAAGAAGGUUGUUAGGAUCGUGGCUGAUGGAAUUGGUGAUACCGAGAGAGGGAAAGCGGUGCCUAUGAGAUUGGCUACCGUGUGCUAAUUCGGAAUGUUAUGGAGUAUUAGUUAGAGAACUGGGAGUUCAUGAUUGUGUAGUGGGUAUUUAGAGAGUUCUCUAUGGUUAUAUAUUUCACAUCUUCUUGUUUUUGAUAGCCUUUGUGGCUAUUUUCUUUUCCACAGUGUAAUGUAAUGUAGAAGAUGUUUUUGAUAGCCUUUGUGGCUAUUUUCUUUUCCACAGUGUAAUGUAAUGUAGAAGAUGUUUUUGAUAGCCUUUGUGGCUAUUUUCUUUUCCACAGUGUAAUGUAAUGUAGAAGAUGUUUUUGAUAGCCUUUGUGGCUAUUUUCUUUUCCACAGUGUAA